UUAACACCUUUCUUUCUUUCUGUUCAAUAAUAAUACAGAAAUAAUAAAUUACUCCGGUAUUUGAAAGUUCUUAUUAAUAGCAGUGAUUCUCCCUCGCAAGAACAAUGCGGGAGGUGAACAGUGAACAAUAUAAUAUGAACUUUUCUUUGGUGUUCUUCACGUGAUAAGGUGGAAGAGGUAACAUCAGAUCAUGGCAGUUCAUCCCGGCCAAGAAGCGUGGUGGUGGAUGAUGUACAGGUGUAGUGAGACAGUGGCCUCAGCGAGUUAUGUGAACAAUGAACCGUGAAGAGAGUGAGAGACAAAGUGAAGAGAAUUGGAGACUUUCUUAUUAUCCCGGAAUGUUUCUCAAGUUGGUUGGUGUUCUGUUUAUGUUCUCUCGGUGUUCAUAUUGUUCACCUGUUCAUUAGAGAGUGAAGUGGCGUAUUUUUUUUUAAACGUCUUGUGAACUGUUUUGAAACUCUCUACAUAUCUGAGUGAAAAGAAGAGACCCCUUCAGCGUCUGCCGUCUGCCACCACCCUCAGGAAGAGAAGUAGGGGCGGGGAAGGUCGAGAAUUAUUACCCCUUCAGCGUCUGCCGUCUGCCACCACCCUCAGGAAGAGAAGAAAACAGAGGCUGGUGAGACUGGAGAAGGGAUGUGGGAUGGUUGAGGACUGCCAGGUGUGGUGGAGGUGGUGGUGGCAGGUGUCAGGAUGGUGGCCACUCACCUGGUGUUAAUGAACCACUUCUUAAUGAGUCUCACACAUAACUCACCUGGCCAUGGAGUCUUCUCGGGAGUCAACAGUGUGGUGGUGGACGUCGGGUGUUCCUACGGGUGUACACAGUGUUCCCCCGUCAACGGGUGUCUGGCGUGCAAGCCGCCCUUCUUCCUACUGCUACACCGGGAGGGCACGAGACAGACGGCCACCUGUACCCCGGCCUGCCCCAGGGGCUUCUACAAACUUAAAAAGAAGAGGAAUGGUUUCUGUGCCAAAUGCACUAUGCGAGGCUGCGUCGAGUGUCUGGGUCAGCACUACUGCUCGGCGUGUCACCCCGACUUCGUCAACUUCUUCGGCAAGUGUAUCAAACAGCCUCCAGAUAAUGACCUGGAGGAGCUUGGUAUCUACGCCACACGUCCACCGCUUGUCUUCCCGGCGGCGAAGACAACGACCAUCACAUCCCCGAAGGUUAACCGGACUGAGGAUGAAGAAUCACCUUCCUCCUCUAUCUCCACGACCACCACGACCUCGACGACUCUACCCGUCCAAACGACUUCUAUGACCACGAUCGAGAUGACUGAUACCUCUGAAGUUACCAACAGAACAGGACUGGCACCAACGCUGACGACCUCUAUAGACAGAAUCACCAGAAGGCCAGAUAAACCUGCCUCUCACCCCAGAACGGAGAGCCCUAGUGCAGCCGUCAGCUCUGGGCCUGAGGUUCGGUCUCCCUCAUCAACACCUCCAGAUGAUGAUGAUGAUGAUGAUCUAAAUCUUUGUCGGAGAAGAUACAUGAGAAGGAAAGAGAGAAGAAGGGGCAAAAAAAACGAUAAUGUUGGAGGGAAGGAUAGAAGGGGACAUAAGGGCCGUAGAAGAAACCAAAAGAGAAGACGAAACAGAAAUAAAAACCGAAAGCUUGAAGGUGGUGAUGGAAAGGCAGGAGCACCCCCUCGAGGCCGCAGUGAUCGUAAACAAGGCAGGAGAGGCUGCAGAAGGCGGAAAAAAGGUAGACAUAGAAACGAAGAGAAAAAGGGGACUUCAACACCUGCCCGUACGUCCGCCGUUAACCAGGAGGGCCAGAGUAUACAAGGUGACACUCCUGUAGACCACCUCGUGAAGAACAACAACAGACAUCUUGAAAAUCAUGAACCUCGUCGAGUCGAAGAGAGAAUAAAACUCUCACUCCUAGAAGAAACUGAAGAACACGAGAAGAACAACUCAGAUCAAUUUCUCACAAGUAACAAGUUUUUCUACAUUAACCGACCUCGAGAGAUGGUGAAUUUCAAGCGUACACGGGCAUACAGGAAACCAAAGCCUCUGUAUGUGAAGGGUCAUCGAGUAAGGCAUGCACGGAGGAACGGCGGUGAUGGCCAGGUGACGAGAGAUUGAUCAAAACAAAGAGAGUCCACUUCUUCAGAGGAUCAGUCGUAUUUUAUUGAUAUUUUAUGAACGCUGGUGAGAUAAGGGCCAUUGAGGUUAACACAAUAUGUAUCCCAAAAGAACUGUACCAAAGAUAAACCGGAACAUUGAAUGAUAAAACUAUAAAACGAAAUAACAUACACGAGAGAGUCACUAUACACCAACAGACACAGUGUAUGGUUACAUUAAGAGACGGUGUGUGUGUGUGUGUGUGUGUGUGUGUUUGUGUGUGUGUGUGUGUGUUGCUACCUGAUAGUGGCCGUGUUGCCUCCUGAACUUGUUAACAUGAUCAAGGCGAGUACAGUAGAAGUCUUGGACACCUUUCCUAACACAGUGAGACACAGCACCAAGUUGUGUUUGUGGACCCGAAGAUAUAUAUUGUACAUGUUUUAUAAUUAAUACUUUGUAAACAGAUUUAUAAAGAUUGUGACACUUUAAUGUAUGUAUAUAUAUAUAUACUCUUAUGUAAAUUAGACAUAUAAUACGUUAUAGACCCCAAAAAUUAUAUAAUUUCUUUUAAGUUCAAAAUUUUCUAACAUUUUUUUUAACUUGCUGCAAACUUGUGUAUGUGUUGACACCAGUAGCUCUUAUAUACACUAUCCUUUAGAAGUCGUUCUAUCAUCAGUGAAUACCUGUAUGUUAAAGUCAGUCACGAAAUCUCACGUGAGGUGGAUCAUGUGACCAACACUACUCCUCUCAGCUCACACACACACACACACACACACACACACACACACACACACACACACAUGUACCUGUGGCAAUUAUCUGUUAGUACAUUUUAUUAUUAGCAAGAACGUUAAAGCAUUUCCCUCUGCUGGUUUGUGUCUGUCUGUCUAUAAUGAGAACCAUGCUGCGUAACUUAAUUAAAAAAAAAUGCUAUCUCCAAAAAUACUCUAAUAUCUAUCUCCAGGAGAGCUAAAUUCAUCUCUAUUUUCCUAAGCUCUAAAGUUCGAAGUUGUAUGCUCUCAUUUUUAGUAUUACAAAAAUAUUAAAUAUCUACAUUCGUUCUAGUUAUAAAAUGUAUUUAUUUUUAAUUAAUAAUGAAAAUAAAGACACAAAACUAUAUUCAACAACUUAAGUAUAGAUUUUGUUAUAUAAUUACGGUGAUAUAUUUUUCAUGUGGUGGUGUGCCGAAACUUGUGCCUUAAUCUAUGUACAACCAGCAGAGGUAUGGUAACUAAUUAAGGUACCAUACAGGUGCCUUAACUUACACAGGUACAGAAAUAUAUAUAUAUGUAAAAUCUGUAUCGCUACUCCGUCUGUAUAUUUGAUUGAAUUAAUUUAUCAUUCCGUCUAUAUUGAUGAAGUUAAUGUUGAUUUAACUAAAAUAAUUAUAUUUCCUUCCCCGGUGUUAAAGUGUUCCUUACUUGGCGCCACAUUGAGACAAGGUUACCUGUCUACCUUCUUGUUCAUAUGUGAUGUCUAUUUUAGUUGUGCAAUGAUACAGCAACAUUCCUGAGCUAAAAGGUUUAUAAUCAAUUUCAUUUACACUCCUUCAUCUGGCGCGAAAAGUUCCUUGGUCGCUACCGUAAUUCGCUGCCAUCCAUGACGAUUCAACAAAACCGGUUCUAUCUCAUCUGGUUCAUCUCUCCGCCUCCUCCGUUCCAAUCCUUCAUUCACACGCCAGGGGUCUCAGAGAACCUACAUUCCACCUCCACCUCUGCGUUUAUGAUCUCAUACCUAAGGCAAAACAAUUAACCCGGCCGUGCGUGACAGAGACGUAACCGAUCAGUGGCGAAGAGGAUAAAAGUAAAGUAAAAAGUGACAACAGAAGGAAUCCGAUAUCUCAGUCUCCCCUUUGAACAUUAUAUAUCUAAUUCUAUUUUCAAUCUUUAUUUUCCCACACCUAUUCUUUCACUAAUGCACUAUCAUAUUACAUUUUAAAAAUGAUGAUAAUUUAUCUUUAACAUUCAUACUUACAUCCUGCUUGUUACCCACUCGCUCAUAAAAUAUUAUUCAAUGACUUGUGUUCCUAUUGUGCAGCCUUAAGACACACAAGUUACCGAUCGCACGACGAGAUAAACAGAUGUUAACAUAGAAAAUGAAUUAGUGACGUAAUGAGGACAGACUAAAGAAAACAAGUGAGAGAGGCGGGAAAAGCUCCAUCAGUUAGGAUAAACGUUCAAAAAACAAACACACAGCUAUAAUAUUUCCUCUUCUUAUAUUUAAUAUCAUAGCAUGUAGUUUAGCUUUACCGGACACAGCAAGCAUACUAGUGAGCGAUGUGUGAAGUGUUAUAUAAUGCAUGUGUGUGUGUCCAGUAUCCACGGUAACAGUUGUAAGUGUUAUAGGAAUAGGAAAUUAUAUAUAUAUAUAUAUAUAUAUAUAUAUAUAUAUAUAUAUAUAUAUAUAUAUAUAUAUAUAUAUAUAUAUAUAUAUAUAUAUAUAUAUAUAUAUAUAUAUAUACGGUUUUCACUUUUUCAUAAGACGUACACUUACACUUAUGGUUUGUGUUUUUAUGUCUGUCGGGGUUUUGAUAUACCACCUAUAGGGAUAUUUUCGCUCUCUCUCUCCCUCUCUUGCUUUCUCUUUCUCUCUCUCUCUCAAAUAUAAACGAAUAAGACGAUUAACGAUGAAUGAGACAAGGAGUAGAAUUGCACUAUCUAUGUAUCCAUCCUACGCCUCUCUCUCUCUCUCUCUCUCUCUCUCUCUCUCUCUCUCUCUCUCUCUCUCUCUCUCUCUCUCUAUGUAUCCAUCCUACGCCUCUCUCUCUCUCUCUCUCUCUCUCUCUCUCUCUCUCUCUCUCUCUCUUGUGUCACGCGUGCACACAGUAAUAACUACAGCAACACUGUACUGUACUACAUGAGAGCACCAAAGUUAUUCACUAAGUUACGGACUGACGGUGUUAUUUGUCAAUAUUUACAAAGUUGUCUCUAUUAUGUUAUUGGGAUCACCUGAAGAUUAGCUACCCCAGCUUAUUUUACCUUAAUGUUAACCACCCUAACCUAACCUAACACUUGCCCACCCAGACAACGUUACGGUGUUUUAUUCAUUAGGUGAAAUAAUCUGGGGUGUCUAUUCUUCAGGUGAUCUUGUUACUAUUAUGUAAUGCCUGAAAUAAACACUUAUAAAA
This is a messenger RNA of Homarus americanus (American lobster), 5191 nucleotides long. RefSeq lists its product as uncharacterized. The transcript has 4 exons. The record is from RefSeq and is a predicted model, not a curated record. The coding region runs from base 691 to 2085 and encodes 464 amino acids. Lineage: Eukaryota; Metazoa; Arthropoda; Malacostraca; Decapoda; Nephropidae.